AUGGAGCUGCAUGGUUAUCGCUUGUGUCGUUGGCGACUGGUGCUCGUUGGCCUUGGCGUGCUGUGUACAGGGGGCUUCCUCCUCUUGUUGCUGUAUUGGAUGCCAGAGUGGUGCGUCAAAUCCACCUGCACCCGUACUGCAGCGCGGGACGCAGAAGUGGUGCUGUUGCAAUCCACUGAUGAGUUUCGACGUUGGUUCUUGGCCAAGGUACGAGUGAUGCUUGCCCCAGGAAGGAACCCCUUCCACAGCCUGGAGACCCAGACCACCUCCGCUCCGUCCUCUCCCACAUGUCCCGUCUCAUCCGACUCAUCUCACCCUUUGGCCAACGGAUACACACCUCAACCUUCAAAUGGCAGCCCUGAUCAGGAGCUUGUCAAAAGAUAUGGUGACUACCAACCCUCACAGAUCCGUUACUUUACUUUUCAUAGUACAAAGUAUUAUUGGAAUGACGAAAAGCAGAACUUCGAAGUUUUAAAUGGCCUGGAGGAUCUGCAGCUCAGCUGCUCUAAACUCCAUACAGAACAUAGUAAGGGUCUAUCCCGAAACCAGCAGGAGUACAGGAGAUUGUUCUUUGGAAUGAAUGAAAUUGCAGUGAAAGUGCCUUCUGUUUUCAAGCUGCUCAUCAAAGAGGUCCUCAACCCUUUCUACAUUUUUCAACUCUUCAGUGUCAUCCUGUGGUGCACUGAUGAGUAUUACUACUAUGCUAUAGCCAUUGUUUUUAUGUCGGUCAUAUCCAUUGCUACCUCUCUGUACACCAUCAAAAAGCAAUAUGUCAUGCUUCAUGAUAUGGUGGCAGCUCAUAGUAUUGUCCGUGUAUCUGUUUGCCGAGCCAACAAUGUUAUCGACGAGGUUUUGUCCACCGACCUUGUGCCUGGUGAUGUGAUGGUCAUCCCUAGUAAUGGGACCAUCAUGCCUUGUGAUGCUGUGCUAAUCAGCGGCACCUGCAUUGUCAAUGAAAGCAUGCUCACAGGUGAAAGUGUUCCAGUAACAAAGACCAACCUUCCAAAUCCAUUACCAGGCGACAGGGGCAAUUCUGACUGUGCCUACAACACAGAAGAGCACAAGAGACACACACUCUUCUGUGGCACCAACAUCAUCCAGACGCGUUUCUACACAAGCGAACUGGUGAAAGCACUGGUGGUUCGUACAGGUUUCAGCACAGCAAAAGGCCAACUUGUGCGCUCCAUUCUUUACCCAAAACCCACUGACUUCAAGCUGUAUCGAGAUGCCUACCUCUUCCUCUUGUGUCUAGUUGGCGUGGCAGGAAUUGGUUUUAUCUACUCCAUUAUCCUCAGUAUCAUAAAAGAGGUUUCUGCUGGCACCAUAGUUAUUGAGUCUUUGGACAUUAUCACUAUCACAGUGCCACCUGCACUUCCAGCUGCCAUGACGGCCGGUAUUGUGUACGCUCAGAGACGUCUCAAACAGAUUGGAAUAUUUUGCAUUAGUCCACAAAGAAUAAAUAUAUGUGGGCAGAUCAAUCUGGUCUGCUUUGACAAGACAGGUACUCUGACUGAAGACGGUUUAGAUCUCUGGGGAGUGCAGAGGGUAGAGAAUGGCAGUUUUCUUCCCUCGGAAGAAACUGCCUACAAGGAGAGUCUUGUCAAAUCUCAGUUUGUGGGCUGCAUGGCCACCUGCCAUUCGCUUACCAAAAUAGAGGGCCAGCUGUCGGGGGACCCACUGGACCUCAAAAUGUUUGAGGCUACAGGCUGGUUCCUGGAAGAGGCCACAGAGGAAGAAACGUCUCUCCACAAUAGAAUUAUGCCCACAGUAGUGCGUCCUCCAAAACAAUUGUUGCCCCAAGACGCCCCUCUAACAGCUGAAGACAACAUGGAACUUUAUGAACUAUCAUCUGCCUAUGAGAUUGGUAUUGUGCGUCAGUUUCCAUUUUCGUCAGCGCUGCAGAGGAUGAGUGUUGUUGCCCGUUUGUUGGGGGAGAAGCGAAUGGAUGCAUAUAUGAAAGGAGCCCCAGAAGUUGUGGCCAGUCUUUGCAAACAUAAUACAGUACCAGCAAAUUUUGGAGACAUUUUGGAGGGUUACACCAAAGAGGGUUUCAGGGUAAUAGCCCUGGCUCAUCGUCGCCUUGAAUCAAAGCUUUCUUGGCACAAGGUUCAAAAUAUCAGCAGGGACCAUAUUGAGAAAAAUAUGGAGUUUUUAGGGUUAAUCAUCAUGCAAAAUAAACUUAAGACGGAAACCCCAGGAGUGCUGAGAGACUUGCAUCAAGCUCAUAUUCGCACAGUCAUGGUGACAGGUGACAACAUGCUGACAGCCAUCUCCGUAGCCAGAGACUGUGGGAUGAUUUCUCCUCAGGACAAAGUCAUCAUUGCAGAGGCCUUUCCUCCCCAUGAUGGACAGUCAGCCAGAAUCAACUGGAGAUACGCUGACAAGCCAAGCAAAGCAACUCGUCUAGAGGAAAUAAACAUCAGUCUAGAGGAUGUGUGCCAUGUGGAUGAGCCCAAAACCAGAGAAUUGUUCCACUUUGCUAUGAACGGAAAGUCUUUCGCUGUCAUAGCUGAACACUUCCCCGACAUGCUGCAAAAGUUGGUUUUGCAUGGAACAGUAUUCGCCAGAAUGGCGCCAGACCAGAAAACCCAACUCAUUGAAACACUACAAGGUGUAGAUUACUACGUUGGCAUGUGUGGAGAUGGCGCAAAUGACUGUGGAGCUCUGAAAAGGGCACAUGGAGGGAUCUCUCUGUCAGAACUAGAAGCUUCAGUGGCCUCGCCCUUCACCUCCAGAACACCAAACAUCUCCUGUGUCCCCAGCCUCAUCAGGGAAGGACGUGCUGCUCUCAUCACCUCAUUUUGUGUGUUUAAGUUUAUGGCCCUCUACAGCAUCAUCCAAUAUAUAAGUGUUACUCUCCUGUAUUCUAUCCUCAGUAACCUUGGGGACUUUCAGUUUCUCUUCAUUGACCUUGCCAUCAUCCUCCUGAUUGUCUUUACCAUGAGUUUGAAUCCCGCCUGGAAAGAGUUGGUGUCUCGGCGUCCUCCUUCAGAUCAUUGUUUGCUUGAGCUUCCAAACUAUGACAUUCAUCUGGGUCAAAGAGCAGUCCUGGUACGAAGUUUGGACUCCACAGUCCGAUGUCUGCAACAAAUCAAGGAAAACCAUUUAGACAACCUAGCUACAAGAAUUGGCCUUUUGUCGUAUCUACAUUGA
Knipowitschia caucasica is the source of this 3153-nucleotide messenger RNA. NCBI's taxonomy places the organism in Eukaryota, Metazoa, Chordata, Actinopteri, Gobiiformes, Gobiidae. The record is from the annotation of a GenBank genome assembly.